AUGACCAGCUAUUUCCAACCAGGUGUCAGCAAUGGCGCAAACUCACCGGCCUCGCCCCUGUCUCCGCCAGCACAGCGCUCGACUGCUCUUACCAAUCGCUUGACGACAGUUCUCUCCGCGUCAUAUGCGGACUCGGACAUUCGGGACUCCCUGGAGACGUUGAACAUAAGAGGGGUCCACAACUCCGCUGAGACGCGACGACAGCUUCGACUGGAUGUACAGAAGGAAGUUGUCGACUGCAAUGCGGAGAUUGUCAGGGACUUUGGAAAGGUGGCCGAGCAACUACAACGGAUCGGAACCGUGAUCACAGCCUUGAACCAAACGUGCGAUGAUAUGCGCAAACGAAUCAACCUGGCGAAGCAGGAUACCACGCCCGUGCUCGAGGAGGCCAAUGUCCUCAUGGCCCAGAGGAAAGAGACCGAAACCAAGCAGCAGCUUUUGGACGCCUUUUCCAAGCACUACAUAAUUCCGGAGGAGGACUUGAUGAUCUUGAUGUCAGCCGAGGAGCCUGUCGACGAGCGGUUCUUCGAUGUGCUGGCUCGUGUCAAACAAGUGCACCACGACUGCGAAGUCCUGCUCGGCGGUGAGAACCAGCGAUUGGGCUUGGAGUUGAUGGAAUUGAGCACUCGGAACCUCAAUUCCGCAUACCAGAAGCUCUACCGGUGGGUCCAGAAAGAGUUUAGAUCCUUGAAUUUGGAGGAUCCCCGGAUCAGCAGCUCAAUUCGCCGUGCUCUGCGAGUGUUGGCAGAACGCCCAAGCCUGUUCCACAGCUGUCUGGAUUUUUUUGCCGAAGCGCGCGACUAUAUUCUAUCUGAUGCUUUCCACUACGCUCUGACGGAUGCUGUUUCCGGGGCGAACGGCCCUGCUGUGGGUGAUCGCAGUGUCAAGCCAAUUGAGUUUUCGGCGCAUGAUCCACUGCGGUACAUUGGUGAUAUGCUCGCAUGGGUACACUCAACGACUGUAUCAGAGCGAGAGGCCCUUGAGUCGCUGUUCGUCGAUGAUGGGGAUGAGCUCGCUCGGGGUAUCCAGGCUGGCCUGAGUAGCGAGCCCUGGUCUCGGAUUGAUGAGGACCAAGAAGAGACCUUUGACGGCCGAAAGGCGCUCAGUGAUCUGGUCAACCGUGACCUUACUGGAGUGUCUCGGUCACUGCGGCAGAGAGUUGAGCUCGUCAUCCAGAGCCACGAUGACCCCGUCACUUGCUUCAAAGUCGUGAACCUACUCUCGUUCUACCGUACCACAUUCACCAAGCUAGUGGGCUCACAGUCUCACCUUGUGGAUCUGAUCCAGAACUUGGAGAAGUUCACUCUUGGGCACUUUGAGACUUUGAUGCGCGACCAGAUUAGCGCCUUGGCUGGUGACCCCGUUGCAUUGACUCCACCUGAAGAUCUGUCGCCUCCGCAGUUCUUAUUAGAUGCAUUGGAAGGCUUGAGCUUGCUCAUGAAGACACACGAGGGCUCCGUGGGACCUGAAGAUCUAUCCCCAGACUCAAACAACGAGAACCAGUUCACCUCCGUGCUCCGGGCCGCUUUCGAUCCCUUCUUGACCCUCGCCCGGUCCUCAUCCGACGAACUCAAAACUACGACUGCGCAAACCAUAUACCGCACCAACAUCAUCCUUGUAGCCCGCGAAACACUGUCACCCUAUCCCUUUGCCAGCGCCACGCAUGUCCCCCCUCUAUCCGCAGCGCUAUCAACACUACGCAACGACUUACUCGACACCCAACAUGACUUCCUCCUCGAAACCUCAGGCCUCCAAGCCCUCCUCGAAGCUUUAGAGCCAUUUUCACGAACCAAGGACUCAGAGACAACAGAAGAGGCAGAGAAGCCAGACCAACAGAAGCCCCACCUAGCCGACCUAGCCACCCUUCCAGCCUUCCAACCAGAAUCCCUGAUAACAUCCAGCCAACAACUGGACGACUUCCUCCCAUCUGCACUGAUGGACGCAACCGACAACCUCAAGCGUGUACAGAGCGUCUCCCUCGUGCAGAGCGUAACAGAAGAUGCAAUUGAAGCAUUCUGCCGUGACUUUGAGUUCGUCGAGGGUAUGAUCAUUGCCGCGGAUGAAGCAAGAGGAACUGUCCAUGUGAAUCUGGGGACUGGUGGUAGUGUCAUCAGUGGCCGCAGUGGUAGAUCGGGUAAUAAGACUGAAGCUAGUCAGAAGGCUGAGGAUGAAGAAGCCUAA
Messenger RNA from Penicillium arizonense, 2181 nucleotides. It is a transcript of the gene cog6, whose product is annotated as Golgi transport complex subunit COG6. Gene Ontology annotation, biological process: intra-Golgi vesicle-mediated transport. The transcript is spliced from 3 exons. Gene Ontology annotation, cellular component: COG complex. Lineage: Eukaryota; Fungi; Ascomycota; Eurotiomycetes; Eurotiales; Aspergillaceae. The record is from RefSeq and is a predicted model, not a curated record. The coding region runs from base 1 to 2181 and encodes 726 amino acids.